GGGUUACCGAAAGAAGCCCGGCAGAAGGGAAAAGGAAAGACAGCAUCCGUUCCGAGUAGGGAGGAGGCACAAAGUUAUGUUGUGUGUUGUGUGUUGUGUGUUGUGUGCUGUGUGCUGUAUGCCUCCUCAACUCCACAAAGGAACUCUUGAAAAGAAAAAGAAAGAUAGGGAAGGCGUUUAAAACACUUGUUCCUGCUCCCCAUACUACUUCCCUCUAUCUUCCAACAUUCUCAAUCAACACCCAUUAUUUUAAUCCUUUGAUUAAUUAAUUAAUAUUCCUCGUGCGUCGCUUUUUCUUCAAGGUUACUGCAUCACUCCUAAUUCUCACACUCAAGCACCGUGCUCCUUCCUUCAUUCGCUGCUUCACUCACAUCAACCAUUCCGUGCACUCAACUCUCUUCUCCCAAUAAUCAAUCACCAUGGCGUCACUAACAGCGGUUUCCCAAACCCAAUCCGUAUUUAUUAAGCCACACCUCGUCGCUAAGCCUCGCCAAUUCCGUUCCGUUUUCUUACCUGCGAGGUUACCGUUUCGUGGCGUUGGCGUGGCGAUGCCGAGGAAGAGCUUAAUCGUGUCGGCGACGACGGCGGAGAAGCAGAAGAAGCGGUACCCGGGGGAGUCGAAGGGGUUCGUGGAGGAGAUGAGGUUCGUGGCAAUGAAGUUGCAUACGAGGGACCAAGCCAAGGAGGGUGAGAAAGAGGUGAAGGAACCCGAGGAGAGAGCGGUAACGAAGUGGGACCCAACAAUUGAAGGGUACCUCAAGUUCCUUGUGGAUAGCAAGCUCCUUUAUGACACGCUCGAGAACAUCGUUCAAGAAGCUCCUCAUCCUUUUUAUGCUGAAUUCAGAAAUACUGGAUUGGAAAGGUCUGCAAGUUUGGAAAAAGAUUUGGAGUGGUUCAAGGAGCAAGGUCAUACCAUUCCUGAACCUUCUUCUCCAGGUCUUACCUAUGCACAAUAUCUUAAGGAGUUAUCUGUGAAGGACCCCCAAGCCUUCAUUUGCCACUUCUACAACAUCUACUUCGCCCAUACAGCUGGUGGUCGAAUGAUUGGGAAAAAGGUUGCUGAAAGAUUACUUAACAACAAGGGGUUGGAGUUCUACAAAUGGGAUGGUGACCUUCCCCAGUUGUUGCAGAAUGUGAGGGACAAGUUGAAUAAAGUUGCUGAGGAAUGGUCUCGGGAAGAAAAGAACCACUGUCUGGAAGAAACAGAAAAAUCGUUCAAGCUCUCAGGAGAGAUUCUCCGUUUAAUUCUAUCAUGAUAAUAGGUGCCCUGAUAUCUGUGUAAUUAUGGAUAUUAAAGCUCACGAUGGAAGCCAAAAAAAUAUUGUCAUAUAUAUUAUUUAAUUUCAUUUCAUCCUUGCAAAGGAUUAAUGGAACUGUUGUUUGCAUGGAAGCUGUCUUUUGUUGAUUUACUUGCCUCUCUCAUAGCUUAAGAGUUCUUUGUUGCCGAGAAUGGAACUUACGGAUAAUACUGAGCCAAAAAAUGCUAAUUUGAUUUU
Abrus precatorius (Indian licorice) is the source of this 1496-nucleotide messenger RNA. RefSeq names its product heme oxygenase 1, chloroplastic-like. The transcript is spliced from 4 exons. Gene Ontology annotation, molecular function: heme oxygenase (decyclizing) activity. Lineage: Eukaryota; Viridiplantae; Streptophyta; Magnoliopsida; Fabales; Fabaceae. The coding region runs from base 420 to 1256 and encodes 278 amino acids. Gene Ontology annotation, biological process: heme oxidation; phytochromobilin biosynthetic process. The record is from RefSeq and is a predicted model, not a curated record.